This is a messenger RNA of Penicillium brasilianum, 3365 nucleotides long. The record is from the annotation of a GenBank genome assembly. NCBI's taxonomy places the organism in Eukaryota, Fungi, Ascomycota, Eurotiomycetes, Eurotiales, Aspergillaceae.
UGCAUGUUGUGAUCUCUCAGCUACUCAAUUUCCCCAAAAGCCGCCCGACCCAAGCUUAUUCCCCAAGCCGCGGCAACCUUAUUAGCCACUUUCGAUCUGACCGCAGACAUCCAAUCAGUACUGGGCAACUGCAGUCCAGUCCGGCCAGGCCGAUAAGCCCACGCAGCUCGCACGGCACUAAACCCAACUGGUCCGCUGAAUCGUCGAUUCGCGAUUUGCUUAAUUAUCACGCCAUUGCAACUCCGCGACUGCCCCUGCCGUUCUCUGGACAGAUUCUACUCGUUUUCCGCUUGAAAUCCAGGCCUCUGGUCUCGGAGAGGAUCCGUGGGACGCGAAUAGGUAUCCUACCAGCUGCCCUGAUAGGUUUAGGUACGCCCGUAAGCCAGAACAGGUAUCUCGUAGCAUGGCGCAACUCGUCGCAUAAAGGCAAUAAUGGCGCGAGGUAAUCACGACCCUGUCAUCCACGUGUAAUUUUUUUUCUUUUUUUUUCUUUUCUGUUUUUCUCUCGUAUUGCCGGGAUCGACUUGCUUUAAAUGCUGCAGGGUCUGUAGAUCGAGAAAGGUUUUUUUGCUUCUUAUCUGUUCACUGGUUUCUUCUUUCUACCCUUGUCACUCUUCUCCGCGCCCUCUUGACUAGCUUACCCUUUCCUCCCCUCCCUCAUUCAUCAUGUCGAAGAUCAAAGAAGUCGACGAGAAACAACAGCCAGGCUAUCUGUCGAGCACGGAAGGUGACGAGGCGAGCUCGUUCGACACGAUCACAGCCCUCGUGGCCGAAGACCACGAACAUGAAAUCAAGCUGCGAACUAUGUCAUGGCAGAAAACCGCCGUUCUACUGGCGGGCGACCAGGUCUGCCUGGCAAUCAUGGCGCAGUCCUGGUCUCUCUCAGUCCUCGGAUGGGUUCCCGGUAUAAUCACCAUGGUCCUCGCUGGUGUUUUGUUCUGGAUUACUUCUAUUACCAUGCACAAGUAUAUCAUGAAGUACCCGCAAAUCAAGGAUAUUUGCGAUUUCGGAUACUACGUCUUUGGCCAAAGCAAGGGAGCCUACGUCUUUUCGGCCUUCAUGCUUCUCGCCAACAAUAUCCUGUUGAUCGGUUUCCACGUUCUCACUGGAGCCAAGGUCCUGAACACUCUGUCGGGCCACACUCUAUGCACGGCUGUCUUCUCCGUCAUUGCGACUAUCAUGGGCAUUAUCAUGUCCGCUCCACGGACUCUGCACCAUGUUAGCUUCAUGUCGAUGUUUUCCGCUGCCUGCAUGGGAAUUGCCAUCCUUCUCUUCCUCGUCUUCGCCGGAAUUGAAAAGGCCCCGUUGUACGGGUACAAUGGCGACUACCCCACCGACGGGCCUGUCAAGACCUACGCCUUUCCUCUACCCGGCACCACCUGGGUUGCCUGCAUGAAUGCCGUGCUGAACAUCACCUUCCUCUGGGUGCCGCAGAUCCUCUUCCCAUCCUUCAUCGCCGAGAUGGAACGCCCGCAGGACUUCCCCAAGGCCCUCGCCGUUCUCGCAGCUAUCUCGGCUAUACUCUUCAUCGUGCCCCCAGCCAUUGGCUUCAGGUAUCUGGGACAGUACUCCACGGCGCCUGCUUUCGGCAGUCUCGGUGUGACCGCGUAUAAAAAGGCCUCGUUCGGAUUCGUCAUCGUGCCCACGCUCAUCAUCGGCGUGAUCUACGCCAAUGUCACGGCGAAAUUCAUCUACGGCCGAGUCCUGGGCAAAUCCAGACACGCCCACAGCAAUACCGUCAUCGGAUGGGGAGUCUGGGGCCUGAUUAUGAUUGGUAUCUGGUUGCUUGCAUUCGUCUUCUCCGAGGUUGUCCCCAGCAUGGGCGAUUUCCUCUCGCUGCUCAGCGCGGCCUUUGAUUCGUUCUUUGGAUACAUUUUCUUUGCUGUCGCUUAUUGGCAGCUGAACCGAGGUCAAUUGUUCAGCGGGUUGACCAGGACGACUAUGACGCUUGUUAAUAUUUUUAUAAUGAUCGUUGGCCUUUUUAUUCUGGGACCGGGCCUGUAUGCCGCGGUGGAGGCUAUCAUUGCCGAUUACUCGGGCGCUACAACGCCUGCGUUUACAUGUGCUAAUAUGGCUAUUUGAAGGAGACAUGGGGAAAUGACGAUGAAUUCACGAGGAAUGAAGAGUUAGAGAGUUGAUAGCUUCAUACUUUCAUGUCACACUACUAUGCUGAAGCACGGCUCACAUAGGAGAGAUGAAAAUAAUAACAUGCUACUCGGCACAGUGACACUGCAUUUCAAUUGCAGUUCACAUGACCGGUCCGGACAAUUUGCUACAUAUAGAUAAUUACACAAUAACGAGAAACCCGGUCAAAAAAGCUAAUAUCCAACCUAAAUGGGUCUCCCAAUUCCCCUUAUUGGUCGGAUUCUCUCCACACAGGGAUGAUCACAAUUUCGACGAUCGCUUUUCGAGGACUUGGAGCACGACGUAGGCAACUACAGAGCAUGUUAGACAUAUGUUUCCAGAAGAAGGCCCCAUUUUUUUUUGGAACAGAGUGGUACAGCAAGUGCGGAAACCAGACAAGACAAACAGGACGAGAAGAGGUAGAUUCAAUUAAGAUUAAGACACUUAGGGUACGCGGUUUUUCCUCUAGGUAUCCAGUUGCGGGGAAAGGAAAGAUGGGAGGAAGGAAGAGGAGAAGAGUAGAGUGUAAAGGUAGGAGGAAUGAAACGGCUAUAUCAACAGCCAGAGCAAGAGCAAAAUCAAAGUGAUGUUUCAAGGGGGGUAUACGGGGUAUCAAAAAGCCUCAAAUGACUGAUUAGGGCAUUGGCAUAUCGACAUGGAGGACACGCCGAAGGAACAGCCCAAAUCAAUAGAUGGCGUCUCCUUUCAUCGUGAAGAGGCAAGAUUGGAGAGAGAUAUCAAAACAAAAAGUAGGAAAAGAUGUCGUAUGACAAGGUCACAAAAGCACAAGGGGAUAUGGAGAUCGUGUAGAUGACGGAACCAAGAUCGGAGCAGGAAAAAGGCAAAAAGAAUAAGGACGAAAUGGGUAUCUACUCACUGGCAGCAACAACAGCAGCACGGCCAGCUCCGGCCUUCGCACUUCCGCCACCCAGAGUCAAGAUGAAGCGCAGCCAGCCGAGCGGCACCUUCUGGCCGCUACGGUCAAAGUCGGGCACCAGGGCGCUGGCGGCCUUGAAUUUGCUCAGCUUGCCGGCAUAGGGCGGGUAGCGGAUAGAGAGGAUAGACUCGAGCCAGCCAGGGCUGCUGGUAAUGGGACGGCGGUGCACCCAGACAUCGAAGCUGGAGCGGCCGCGGUAGGCACCGUGACCACUCUCACCGACACCGCCGAAGGGAAGAGUGGGGAUAUGCAAGGCAGCGUCGUUGCAAGAGACACCACCGGAGCGGGUGGAGGCGAUGACUUC